Molecule: messenger RNA, 2045 nt
Organism: Phytophthora sojae
Lineage: Eukaryota; Oomycota; Peronosporomycetes; Peronosporales; Peronosporaceae
Exons: 1
Coding region: 1-1983 (660 amino acids)
Biological process (GO): microtubule cytoskeleton organization; protein polyglutamylation
Cellular component (GO): cilium
Molecular function (GO): tubulin-glutamic acid ligase activity; tubulin binding
Source: RefSeq, a predicted model, not a curated record
AUGCCACGCACUCGACCGCUGCUGGCGCUGACGCUGCUCGCGUGGGGCCUCGUGUGCGACGCCGCGGCCGCCCGGACGCACGCGCGGUUCUUCCUGCCUGACGCGGACUUGCAGCAGCAGAGCCUCAAGCCGGUGCAGCAGCAGCUGGAGGCGCUUGGCAUCUCGCAGUUCGAAGCCGACGCCUCGUGGGGGAAAGUAACCACCGACAGCGCCGAGUUCGACCUCGUCUGGAGCGCGGCGACCGUCCCGCCCUUUGCGCAGCUGGAGCUCCCGCACCAGUUCCAAGCCAAGGUGAACCGCCUGCCAGGCGCCGAGCAGCUCACGUCGCCUGACGCCCUCAACCAGCACGUGGCGGCGCAGAAGAAGAAGCACUCCAAGUUCUUCUUCGACUUUGUGCCGGAGCACUUCGAGCUGCCGCGAGACCAGGACAAGCUGAAUGGCGCCUACGAGGACGUGAAGAAGAGAUUCCAGUUCUCGCCCAAGCGCGGACGCGACGGACACGUGUAUAGGCGCUUCCUGCUGCGCGAGAAAGCGGCCGACGGCGACGACCACUUGAGCAAGCGCGCCGAAAUGUUCGUCACGAACGAAGAGCUGCAGACCAAGCUCCAGUCGAGCGAGUUCAAGGGAAAGACGGUGGUCGUGGACCACUACGUGGAGCCGCUGCUGCUGGACAACCACAAGUUCCGCGUCGGAUUCUACGUUGCAGUGACGUCCACCGACCCCCUGCGCGUUUACGUGUAUGACCACCCGCAGAUCAAGAUUGCCAAGGCCGAGUACCCGAGCAAGCUGAAGGUUGACAGCGAUCCUGCCGCCUACAACUUUGACCAGUACAUUGCGCCGUGGGACUUCCCGGAUCUGCAGGCGGAUUUCUACGAGCUCCCGUCUGCUACACGAGUUGGAACCAAUGCGUGGCACGUUCUCAAAAAAUACUUGCGGAAACAGGGCAUCGACACGAAACACUUGCAAGACGAAGUGGAGGCUGCAAUCGCAAAAAUCGUGCUCAGCAGCCGCGACCACUUCCAAAGCGAGCAGGCCAAGGUGAAGCGCGCAGCUGCACGUGAAGGGGAAGAAGGCUCGCCGUCGGAUCUCAAGGACAGUUUCUUCGACUUGUGGAAGUUUGAUUUCGAGUUCGACGACAUGGGCAAGCCGUGGCUAGUUAACGUUGUUUCCAACCCGUCCCUGGAGGGUACGCAGUCCGUCCUUGCAACUGAUGAGGCCGUCAAGCAGCAGGUGCUGCACGACCUCUUAAACCUUGUAGGCGUGCACCCCCAGGCACGUCUUCCAUUUGAGAAGUUCUUCCGUCCGGCUGACGCGAGUUUCUGCUCGGACAAGUGCCGCGACAAGAAUCGUGCAUGGGAUACGUCGUGCUGGUCCUGCCCCGGUUGGUUCUCACCAAACGUUGCGCGGAAACUGUUUGCUGCGUCAACCGAGUACGGACGGCGGGGCAGUUUCAACCUCAUUUUCCCGUCCUUCGAGCAGGAGUUCUCCAAGUACUUGGGCAGUGAGCUUUCCGAGUACGAUAUCGCAUUUGAUCGGUAUUUGAAGUCGCUCUCCAGUGGGUACUCGGAUCUGGAGGACUUCCCGGCAUCCGAUCGUGAGGUUAUCUGCGUUUACCGCGAACACUGCAGCAACCAUGGCGACUGUGUUAAUGGUGUGUGCUCAUGCGACUCCAACUAUGAAGGCCGGACUUGCUACAUCCCGAAGGACUUCGACCACGAGGAGCACAUUCAGCACGAGACGGGAGACACGGGCGGUCAAGACGCGGAGACGUGGAAGGAAAAGGUUGAAAACCUCGUGUGGAACCGCGGCGACUCUCCUGACGGCUCUAAACGACCAAUGACCGGACUUGGGGACACGUCUGCAUCCAGCACGGUGUUCCUCUUGGUGUUGCUCGGAGUUGUUGGGUUCGUGCUCUAUCGCGUCUUCGUGGCGCACGGAUCCAGCGCGGGCUCGGACCUUCCUCACGACGGGAAGGCCAUGUAGCAAGCUUGAAGCUGUAGCCGUGAUGCAAAAAGCGUAAUUGAUAGAACAGACUUUUCUCUCCA